CCAGCCGUGAGUUUACUCAUCGAGUCAAGUCUGUAUCAAUGGCCAAGUUUACAUCCGAAGAAGUCGAAGCUCUCCAAAAUGGUGGAAAUCAGCGUGCAAGAGAAAUAUAUUUGAAGGAUUGGGACCUUCAGAGACAGCGAUUACUGGACAGCAGUGAUGCUGACAAAAUCCGGCAGUUCAUCAAGGAUGUAUAUGUGGAUAGAAGAUAUGCAGGAGGAAAACCAUCUGACAAGCCUCCAAGAGAUAUGCAGAAUCGCGGAGUUCGUGAAGAUGAGACAAGACGUGCAAGUUCUUAUCAUUCCUAUUCUCAAAGUCCACCUUAUGAUUAUCAGUAUGAGGAUAGACGGUAUGGAAAACAAGUAGCUGCACUUACAAGGAAACCUGGAUCAGAUCGGGGUGGGUAUGGAGGGAAGGUGUCUGGCUUUGUCUACAGUCCUGAUCGCCUCAGUGAACAAAUGUAUGACGACAGAUUUGCCAAUGAGGACUCUUUUUCUAGAGUUUCAGACUAUUCUGUAUCAAGUGGAGGUGAUCCAUUCAGAUCAGGUACACAGUCCCCUAAUUUUCAGAAGGAUAUUGGUUUCAGCAGUCCAACUUUUCAGCCUUCAAGGGGUGUUUCAAGUGAAGAUCUUAGGAGCCAAGCAAGAUUUCCAGAGAGAAGUAGGUCUGCUGGAAGCUUCGGCUCAAUUGAUAGCAACUUUAUGUCUCAGAAGUCAUUUAAUUCAGGAGGUUUUACAGAUGACGUCUUAAAGUCUGAACAAGCUGCUGACACUUUUCAAGAAAGAUCAUCCUUUCCUGGAUCGUCUGUUCCUGGACGUUCUGAUAGCUUGGAUCUUUUCAAGGCGCCAACCAUACCAAAGACGGUCUAUUCAGCAGCACCAGUUGAUCUGUUUAAGUUACCCGAAGCACCGUCCGCUUUAUCACCACCAUCACUAGUGUCCUCAGCUUCAUCUGCUAACGAAUUUCAGCCGACACAAACUUCUCCAACUUAUUUAGAAUGUUUUGCAGUUGCUGCUCAGCCAGAGUCAACUAAAAUCUCCAAUGAAAUAUUACGAGAAUUUUCUGUCCCCAAAAGUGAAGGAUGGGCAACAUUUGAUGUGCCUCAGCCCUCCACACCUAUCUCAAGCAACGAGAAAAUUAGCCCUACAGGCUUACCUUCUGGCAGUCGAGGGUCUGUAGGAAAGGUUGAUAUGUUUUCAUCCUUAGAUACAAGCAUGCAAUGGCCAUCAGUUCAAAAUUCUAGUUCAGAUGUCUCUUCAAAUAUAUCUAGUGCAUGGAAUGAUAGCUUGCUAGAUCUUAUAGCUCCUAAUGCUACAAGAACUCAGGAAUCAGAGCAGUUAUGGAAUGCUUUUGAAGACUCUCUGGGGCAACCACAUUUCGAGGAUAUUAAGCAGAAUGGUGCACUACUUGUAGGAACGGAUAAGGUUUCUUCAGCUGUUAAUCAGCAGUUGGGCUUAACAGCUUUUGAGAUCUCCAGUUCCAAUAGCAUGCAAAGGACUUCCUCCCACGGUGAACCUCCUGCUCCCGUUUCAUCAUCCCUUGUAAUGGGGCCAUCAUGUACUCCACCAAUGCUUCCUUUAAUGGGAGAAAUGGAAUCACAUUCAACUGAUCGCGAGUCAACUAACCCAUUUGAUAUUCCUUACGAUUCAGAACUGGAAGAAAACAACAUGUUUAUGGACAUGAGCUCCUUGCAAGCAGCUCUACCAAAUGACCAACUGUCUUCCAGCUUCCUUGGUGGUGUAUCUCAAUCUUGGUUCCCUCCAAAUUCAGUGACACCUUAUAUUCCAUCAGCUGGACAAGGUGGGGUAACAUAUCCGGCUCCGCAAGCGCCAAGCUCUCAAAUACCGAAUGCUCCAGCACAAGGGCCCGUUGCAUCUAUUGGAGGAAACCCUUUUGCAUAAGGACUAAUCUUAGGAUGAGAUUAGCGGUUCGUUCUAUAAAUUUUAGUUCUAUAAGUUUGCCGUGUAUGAUAACUUUCAGCCUGUCUGCAAGGCCAUGAACUUCUGUACUGUUUUUUUUUUUUGGUUGUACUUAUGUUUUACAUCUUUCGAGCAUAAUUUCUUACCUCUUUCUUUUUCCCGCUUUCCUUUUUGGCUGUAUCUUCGUUACAUCCAAGGAAAUACAUGCCGUUGGAAAAUCCAGUUUACAGGGAAGUACCAUGACCGUGAGCCUUCAUUUUUAUUUUUAG
Molecule: messenger RNA, 2185 nt
Organism: Morus notabilis
Lineage: Eukaryota; Viridiplantae; Streptophyta; Magnoliopsida; Rosales; Moraceae
Product: probable ADP-ribosylation factor GTPase-activating protein AGD14
Exons: 11
Coding region: 39-1898 (619 amino acids)
Molecular function (GO): GTPase activator activity
Source: RefSeq, a predicted model, not a curated record